AUUUUAACAAGUUUUUAGUGAGUUAUAAAAACUUGUAAAUGGAUAAGUUAUUAUUAAAUUGAUAUAAACUUUGGUAAAUAAAUUAAAACUUCACUAUAACUAGUGUGUAUAUGGAUAUUAAAUCGUGUUUAUCUGAAAUUUAACUUUUUAUUGAUUUACGAAUUUCAUCCUAGUAUUGGCCUAACACUGAAUGGGUCUAACAGUUCAUCUGGAAUUUUGCAAUUGUUAAGCUGAUAUGAUUAACAAGUGAUUUUAUAUUUUUAAUUAAGGAAAAUAUACAUUCAGAUAUAUCGGUUUUAGUUGAUCUCAGAACUAACCUGAAGUGGAUUCAGUACGGAAAUUGAUGAAUGAACCUUUCUUCUUUUUUGAAAAAAAAAAAAAAAUAGUUUUUGCACUGCAUAUACAUAGUUUCCUAUAUGUAUUGUUUGAAAAACUUGAGUAAUGAAUGACGUUAGUAAAGCUAUCCACCAAAGUAUGGAAGUUCCUCAUUCCAGAUCUGGAAGUCUUCAACAUCCAACCUCACUUCCUCUCACAAAUACUGCAGCACCAAUGAGUCCGGGUAGCCCAAGUCAGAAUGGUGAUUCUCAUUUAGUGAAAUCUCAAGCCUCUAAAAUAGAAACUAUAAAAAAUUGGAGUAUAUCAACUUAUAAAUGUACCAAACAGCUAAUGUUUGAAAAAUUGGGAAAAACUUCAAGAACUGUUGAUACAGAUUUAGAAAGGCAAAUUGAACUAUUGAGAGAUACACAGAGAAAAUACUCUAAUAUACUUCGUCUUUCACGAGCUCUUGCCAGUCACUUUUAUCAUGUAGUUCAAACCCAGCACGCUUUAGGAGAAGCAUUUUCUGAUCUGGCUCAGAAAUCUCCUGAACUUCAAGAAGAGUUUUUAUAUAACUCUGAAACUCAACGUAAUUUAACGAGGAAUGGUGAAACCCUUUUGUCAGCUCUCAAUUUUUUUGUAUCAUCAGUUAAUACACUAUGUAACAAGACAAUAGAAGACACUCUUCUCACUAUUAGACAGUAUGAAUCAGCCAGAAUUGAGUAUGACGCAUAUAGAACUGACUUGGAACAACUGGCACAGGCUCCUAGAAGUGAAGCUACUUCAGCUCGGCUUGAAGAAGCACAAUUAGCUUUUGAAGCUCAUAGAGAUGCUUUUGAAAAACUUAGGGCAGAUCUCACAGUAAAACUUAGAUUUCUUGAUGAAAAUAGAAUUAAAGUGAUGCAUAAACAGCUAUUGCUAUUUCACAAUGCUAUUUCGGCCUAUUUUUCUGGUAAUCAGCAGUCUUUAGAAGCAACACUGAAGCAGUUCAAUAUUAAAGUUAAGUCUCCGAAUUCAAAUUUGCCCUCUUGGUUGGAGCAGUAGUCCAGGCUCACCAAUGUCCUCAUGGCAAGAUCUUAUAAUAAUGUUUGAUUAGCCAUGAGUACGUUAAUGACUUGAUUAUUAAUACUGAAUUGAAUACUGUGGUCAUUCUAUAUAUUAAUAGGGCAUGGUGGCUAUUCUGUGAUUCUGUCAUCCCUGAAAUGUUUUAAUCUUGAAUAUACAUAAAAUUAACUACUAAAACAUUGAGCAGCUCGGUAGAUUGUAAAAAAAAAAAUCAUUAUUUUAGUAUUGAUAUUUUAUUAAACAAGACCAGAAAUUUACUCUGAACAAACAAGUUGGAAAGAAAAAAUUAUUCUAUUUUGUUGACUUGUUAUUCUUAGAUUUAUAUUUUUAACUGAAACAUUCAAGAUCUACUUAGCGUAAAGUAGUCAUUGUUGACUUGGUUACCUUAUCUAGUCAUUUUACAUUAUUAAGCACACUAUUUAUUAUACUGUUAAGAAUGAUAAGUAUUAAUUUUUGCUUUUUGUUUGUAUUUUUAUUUUGCUUAUUAGAAUAUUAAAGAAAAAUUGUUUAGAAAACAAUAAUUGAAUGUGAUUAUAUUUUUGACUGAAACUUGAGAUAAAACAAUUAAUGGUAUUGAAAAAUAUUGAAUCAUACUAUAUGGUAUAAAGUAAAUGCGUUGGAUAAAUGUUUUCUCAGUUUUUAUGUUUAAAAUGAAAUAAACUAAUCUAAACUUCAAAUUCCUAGUUAUUGUAGGCAGUUAAUUUCUUAAAUUAAUUGGAUUCCUAUUUCUCUGUCAGUUUCUAAUCGCACAUCUCUGAGGAUAACAGACAAUUAAAUGAUAGUACAAUAAUUACACAACGUCUUAAUAAAGUUUAAAUAAUGGUCAUGUUUAGGAAUUAUAUUAUUUUUUCUCAACAUGUACAAAAAUAAUAGGGUGGUGAAUUACUACCUUGGUAUAUUGCACCAACUAUCCUGGGUCUGCAAAAUAACAAGUUUUGCUGGACUAAUAAGAAAUAAUGUUAAUAAUAAACUGAAUCAUUUGAUUCUCAUGAAGAAAAAAAUGAAUCAAAUAUUGUUUCAAUAUUUCUUUCUGGAUAUAUUUAUAUUUUUUGUAUCCUAGGAGGAUAGUGAAAUUAUAUACAUUUUUUAAAUUAUUGUAAAUGAUGUUUUUUUAGUUCUGAUCUAAAGAUAAAUUUUUGGUUAUUGAUCCAAGUAUUUACUGCUUUUGUGAUAGUUAUCUUAGUUCAUUGUAUUCAUUUAUAUAUAAUUGUCAAGCUUUCCAAUUCUCUUUGAAUUAGUUAUGACUUAUCAGCUUAUAUUUCUGUCUUUUUUAUUUAUGUACAUAUACAAUUAUUUCUAUGUACAUUCAUCAAAGUGUGUUUUAUGAUAUUGCACAAGUUCAUGCAAGUGAGUUUUCAUUUCUUUUAGAAGUAACACUAUGCAUUCUUCUGUUGCAUCCAUAUAAGGAAUAGUUUCAUAUUAAUUUUGCUUUUAUUUGAAUGAAAGGUCUGUUUAAAUCCAGUGAAUGUUUUUUUUCUUUUUCUUUUUUCCCGUUUUACCAAAAUUUCUAUAUAAUAUCAUUAAAAAAUUAAUUUGUCGUUUCUUUUAAUUAAACUUUAUUUAUUAAAUUAAUGAAUUUUUAUUUAUAAACAUUUAAAUAUAAUUAUAAAUGUUUGCAAUAUAGAUAUUAUAUUUUGAUCUGGUUGCAUUAUAAAGAAUGGUCUGGGUAUUAAUCUUAAUUACUCAUCACUGUGCUGUGUUAAUGUUACAUUCCAUUCAUUUCAUUUUAUUUUUAAUUAGGUGUAAAUGUUCAAAACCAAUGAUUAUUUACAAAUUAAAAUAAAUACACAUUACUUGUGCUUAAUAACGGAAAGAUGUGUCUUAGUAGAGUAGUCUCUCUUAUCCAGUGUCUACCAAGGGGGAUAAUACAAAUAUAUUGUUACACAAAAAGAGUGAGCAAUACAAUAUUACAACAACUUUCAUACUUGUGGUCUGACCUGUAGGACUACAUUAUAUAUCUGUCUGCCGUUUGAUAGCGAAUGAGUCCUGGAAGUACUGAGUAAUUGUAGACUGUGUGGAACACAAGUAUUCAUAUUCCAAGUUUAAUAUUGAACUUAGUCUAAUAACAUUGUUCGCAAACAUGAGGUAUGAGUGUUAUAAUAUAAUGGUACAAAGCAUAGGUGGGGAUCCUUUUUAUCAUUUGAGGCCGCAGUAAGGUUAAGGUAGUGCUAAUCGAAGGCUGCAACAAUUUUUUAUAUUUUACUGUUCUUAUUUUUAUUUGUCAUAUACAUAUAUUCAACUUAAUUCUAUUAAUUUUCGAAUUUUCGUUACCUAAAUAAUUAAAUAGUAAUUAAUCCUAGUGUUAGAUUAAUAAAUAUUAUGCAAAAACAUUUGGAGAGUGCAGUUCCCCAACUGUGGUAUACAGUACAGUAUAUGAAAACCAAUAAGGAACAUCUAAAAACAAAAUUAAAAAUAGGAGAAAAAAAAAAAUUUACAGCCAUUUUCUUAUAUUGGCUUUACUGACCAUGUAAAUCUUUUGCUGCCUUAACCAGCCUUCUUCAUCUCUACCUAUCUUGCGAUAUUUCUUUCUAUUAUCUGCAUGCAGCUGUGUUGCAUCUUGGUUGAUUCGAUCUAUCCAUCUAGUUUUUGGCUUUGUGGUCUCCUGCCUACUAUUAUGACAUUCAUUGUUGUGUUGAGGCAUACUGAUGGAUUGCUCCGACUGCUGUGCUGUGCCCAUCUUAAUCCCCUUGCCUUCAUAUCAAGAGAUUUUGAUUGGCAAGUUUCUGUAAGCAUUUAUUUAUUAGUCCUCCUGCAUAUAUUAGUACUCUGAUCCCAGAUUGCUCAGGUUAUCUUUAAAUAUUUGUUUCUAAGGUGCUGGUUAGUUUCCAGGUCUUUCAUAUUUAAAAUUAUUUUAUUAAAUGUUGAGAUAAUUGUAAAAUAAAAUUAUAUUUCACUCUUGAGUGUCAAUUAUAAAGUAUUAUUCCUGUAUUAAUAGUAUGAUUAUUAUUUUUACCGAUAAUUUUUAUUAUUUGCCUCCUUUUCGGUUACAGUAAUGAUGGAUAAAGAAGAGUCUACUCUACUGUAUUGUGAUAGAUUGCUUUUAACUUGUUUAGUUUUCUUAGGAACUUUUAUUUCUUUUAUCCAUCCAUAAUAUUGAUAUUGCUAAGUAUAUUUCUUGUUUUUGCUUUUGUGGUUUUUUAUUGCCGGUUAUUAAUAAAUUUAUAGUAUUUUGUUCUGUAGUAUCAUCAAUGUGUUAUCAAAACCAAAAACCCUUCCUACAUCCUGGAACUCUUUAAUCUAUUAUGAUCCUCUAUCCACUCUCCUAAUACCAGAUCUCAACCUAUAGAUUUAUAUAUCUCCUCCCAGCAAAUCCUUUGUCAUUUGUGUUACCUCCUUUUGGAACUCUCUUCCUACCUCCAUACAUAAAUCCUUGUAUACAAUUUAAUUUCAAUCUACUGUACAAUUGCAAUAACAAUCAACAGCUAAUUAGUUUGUAUUUUUUAUUAUUCUAAGCCAGAUUAAGACCCAUACAUUUGUAACUCUGUUAUUAUUCUUAGGGGACAGUAGUCCCGGAAUAAAAUUAUUUUUUCAUUUCAUUUAAUUUCAACCAGCUAUAUUGCUAACACUUAAAGGUGUUUUCUAAUUUGUACUCAGUAGGUUGGAGAUGUUUUUAAUUUAAUAAAUAUACAUUACUCCAUGUAUACCAGCUUUUGAUAUGUAUUCCAUCUAUAGUAACUUAACAAUAUCCAUCCUUCGAGAAUUCCAACUUUGUUUAUUAAAUAAGCUGUUAUUUAAUUUUUAUAUGAUGGUAAUAUCGUACUUAAUUUCUUGUUAAGAAUUAUUUAAGUAAUCUUUUUAAACCAGAUUAUCCGUAUUGGGCCUUGCCCUUUACAGAAGUUGUAUAUUAAAAAAUAUAGCCUUCUGAAUGUGUAAUAGAAAUAUUUCAUUGAAUGAAUGUAAGAAUAAACUAUUAAACGUUAUUGACCUAUUAAUAGAUUUACAUAUUAAGAAUUUAUGAAAUAAAGGCCUUUAUUAAUGAAAAUAUGAUAUCUGUUAUCAUUAUUUGUAAAUACCAUGAAAAUCAGGAUUGUAAUGGUAUGGUCUGUUGAAUAACAUCAGUAAUUUAUUUAUACUUUUAUAAACUACUAGGUCAAGCAUUUAAAGUUAUAUAUGUUUUAUGAACAAAACUUGAUUAUUGUACAUGCAUUGAUUAAAUUAAACUUACAAUCCUGUAUAAAUACGUUUAUUAAUGAUUUAUUUUUCAGUCUAGUUUUUAUAAAUAUGUGAAGCUUUUCCUUUAUGUCCUUUAGAAGCUUAGAAAAAUGUCUUAGCAUUCAUCAAAUAUGUGAUAAAAUUGA
Molecule: messenger RNA, 5678 nt
Organism: Nezara viridula (southern green stink bug)
Lineage: Eukaryota; Metazoa; Arthropoda; Insecta; Hemiptera; Pentatomidae
Source: the annotation of a GenBank genome assembly